Molecule: messenger RNA, 1149 nt
Organism: Lachancea dasiensis
Lineage: Eukaryota; Fungi; Ascomycota; Saccharomycetes; Saccharomycetales; Saccharomycetaceae
Source: the annotation of a GenBank genome assembly
AUGUUGGGUUUCAAGAGGUUCAUCACCACGUCCAAGGGAUUGAAUAGUGCGGCAGCUACGGCUUCUCGAGUAGGAGCAGAUUCUUCAGCGACCCCAACUGUUUCUGCCUUAAGGUUCGCCUUGUCUUUGGAAACUCCGAGCAACACAUGGAGCAAGGAACAAUUGCGAGAAAUUUAUCACACUCCUCUGUUGGAAUUAGUUCACUCUGCUCAAUUGCAACACCGUAAGUGGCACGAUCCUACCAAAGUACAAUUAUGUACCCUGAUGAACAUCAAGAGCGGUGGAUGUUCUGAAGAUUGUAAGUAUUGUGCUCAAUCUUCGAGAUACGAUACUGGCGUCAAGGCUGAGAAAUUGGUAGCGCUUGAUGAGGUUCUGAAAGAGGCAGAAGAGGCGAAGAAAAACGGGUCGACCAGAUUUUGUCUAGGAGCCGCAUGGAGAGAUAUGCAGGGUCGGAAAUCGGGCCUUCGUAAGAUCUCGGAGAUGGUCACUAAAGUAAACGCCAUGGGAAUGGAGACCUGUGUCACCUUAGGUAUGGUUAACCAAGACCAGGCCAAACAGCUGAAAGAUGCUGGGCUAACCGCUUACAAUCACAAUAUCGACACUUCCAGAGAAUAUUAUCCCAAGAUUAUUACCUCCAGAUCCUACGACGAUCGUCUUCAUACCAUCAAAAAUGUUCAAACGGCUGGUAUCAAAGCAUGUACAGGUGGCAUCCUAGGUCUUGGAGAGACCGAGGAGGAUCACAUAGGUUUCAUUCAUACUUUGGCUACCAUGACCCCACACCCAGAGUCGCUACCGAUCAACAGGCUGGUCCCGAUCAGUGGUACUCCGAUGGUAGAGGAACUGAAGAGGGAAAAUGCCAAGAAACUCAAAUUCGACGAAAUAUUGAGAACCGUAGCUACGGCAAGAAUAACAAUGCCUCGAGCCAUAAUUAGAUUGGCUGCAGGAAGGUACACCAUGAAGGAAACAGAGCAGUUCUUAUGUUUCCAGGCGGGUUGCAAUGCCAUAUUUACGGGAAAGAAAAUGUUGACCACCAUGUGCAACGGCUGGGACGAGGACAAAGCCAUGCUCGCAAAGUGGGGAUUAGAACCAAUGCAAAGCUUCGAUUAUGAUGCCGAAAAGAGGAUCCUCGUUGCCGAGGGAUCCGCGUAG